CUUGCAUUGAGUUUUGAAUUGCUCACUUUAACUAAGCCAAGAUGACAGGUCGUGGUAAAGGAGGAAAGGGAUUGGGAAAAGGAGGAGCUAAGCGCCAUCGCAAAGUACUUCGUGAUAACAUCCAGGGAAUUACUAAACCAGCCAUUCGUCGUCUUGCUCGUCGAGGUGGUGUGAAACGUAUUUCUGGUUUAAUCUACGAAGAAACUCGUGGUGUACUCAAAGUGUUCCUUGAGAAUGUCAUCCGUGAUGCUGUCACCUAUACUGAACACGCCAAAAGGAAGACAGUGACAGCUAUGGAUGUUGUCUAUGCUCUGAAACGUCAAGGACGUACACUCUACGGAUUUGGAGGUUAAACGUUGUUCUCAGCGAAUAAAAAUAAAAACCGGCCCUUUUCAGGGCCACCACUUGGUUACUACGUAAAAAUGAAAUUUUGCUAAUAACUUUUUUAGUUAUAAAUUAUAUGAGAUAUUCUAACUUAUUGGCUUAUGUGUACAUUCAAAGUAACUUUAAUAUGGCAUGAAUCAAUUUUCAUAAUCAUCGUAAUGCAUAUACGGGCAAUGUAUGUAUUUUUGCAUUAUAAAAUACAAAUUGGCAUUAUCGCUAUUUUCUAUUAAUCAAAGUGAUGCUUUAGGCAGACACAAAUAAAAGGUUAGAAUCCGAAAGUAGGUGGACAUUGUUAUCGUAAUGUUUACAAUUUUAGCUUAUUGAAGUUAACAUUCCCUUGCCUUCAGUGAAUAUCAUUCAAUUUGAAAACAACACUGCGCUUUCUAUAUAUUCAUACGGCCAAAAACAAUCAAUGUAAAAAAUUUUUGAUGUAAAGGAUCACUCAUGAUUAAAGGUGGAAAUAUCGAGAUAGACUUUUAUCGACCCCACAAAUUUCUGUAUAAAAUUCUUCGUAUCGUCAGGUCAAAUAACUUUUACAAAAUUUUUUUGUGUAUAUAAAUUUUUUAUUAGUCAACAGUAUGCUCCUUCAUUUCAUUUUUUCUUACUCUGACAAUAUCACAGUAAUAUUAGGGGUAUAAUGUAAAAUAUUCAAAUAAAAUUUUGACGUUUUUCAUACGUUGUAAUUACAGAUAAAGACCAUUUCAAAAAUAUAUUUUAUUAAAUAGCAAAAUAAAUUAUCAACGUUGUAAACGACGGUGGCAUAAUGCUUGGAUUAAAAUUAAUACAGAGCGCGAUGUUCCGUAAAAAACGUUAUGACGUUCGGUCGUCGUUCACGCAGCAGCAGCGAUGUACACAGCGCCGAGCC
Messenger RNA from Diachasmimorpha longicaudata, 1249 nucleotides. RefSeq names its product histone H4. Gene Ontology annotation, cellular component: nucleosome. NCBI's taxonomy places the organism in Eukaryota, Metazoa, Arthropoda, Insecta, Hymenoptera, Braconidae. Gene Ontology annotation, biological process: nucleosome assembly. The record is from RefSeq and is a predicted model, not a curated record. Gene Ontology annotation, molecular function: structural constituent of chromatin; DNA binding; protein heterodimerization activity. Bases 42 to 353 code for a protein of 103 amino acids. The transcript has a single exon.